AUGGUGAUGCGAAAUGUUCGCAAGUCGCACUCGACAAUGUCCGAUGGCGGAACAGGUCGUGGACCGAGUGCACAGGAAUACGAUCCGUCCGCACGUAUUAUGGUUAAGGUGAAGCAAGGCUCCAUUUAUGGCACCAAGGAUCGUCUGCCGAAUGGAAAGCCGUACUACUGCUUCAAAGGUAUUCCAUACGCAAAAGCUCCAGUAGGGAAGCUACGCUUUGCCUCGCCGGUGCCGAUCGAGCGGUAUUCGGUGUCCUACCUGGAUUGCAGUCGGGAACGCAGCAGCUGUUUGGGACGGGAUGUGAUCACGCGUGAGAUUACCGGUACCGAGGAUGGACUGUUUCUGAACGUGUAUACACCGGCAAUUGGAAGAGAAGGAACUGCUGCGGAAGCGCUAUUACCCGUGAUGGUGUUCUUUCACGGUGGCGGAAUGACCGGUGGCAAUGGCGAUAGUGGCCUGUACCUGCCGGACUAUCUCGUACAGGAGGGUACCGUUGUGGCCACGGUAAACUAUCGACUCGGUGUGCUUGGAUUUCUUUGUCUGCCGCAAGCAGGCAUUGAGGGCAAUGCUGGCUUAAAGGAUCAGCGACUAGCGCUCCAGUGGAUCCAGCAGAACGUGAAAACGUUCGGUGGUGAUCCAAACAAUGUAACGAUCUUCGGUGCCAGUUCGGGUGGCAGUAACGUUCUGAUGCAUUGCUUUUCGGACCGUUCGCGGCAGUACUUCCACAAAGCCAUCGCCCAAAGUGCUACCAUAUUUGCGGAUUUAAUCUUUCAAACGGAACCGGAAGAGCGGGCACGUUCGCUGGCACGCAUCUUCGGUUACGAAGGCACAUCGGAUGACGGUGUGCUCAGCACGCUGCGGGAUGUACCUGCACAGCGGCUGUACGAGGCUCAGUUUCUGGUGCUUUCUGCCCGCGAGCGGGAGUACGAGCCAAUCUUUCAGUUCCCCUUCACGGCCGUUAUCGAGCGCGAACAGUCGGUCGAUCCGGUGAUACUCAAGACACCGAUGGAGUAUCUGCGUGAAGUUGAUCGGCUACAAGUGCCGGUACUGUGUGGGUACAACGAUAAGGAAGGCAUGUUGGAGCUGGUGGAUAUGAUAAAGCAUCUUGCGGUCUACAACAGUCGGCCCGAGAAGUUUGUCUGCAAAUCGUUCGCCGUUGACUACUUCAGUCCGGCAGCGCGCGCCCUUGGGGAGGAACUCAAGCAGCAUUACUUCGGACAGGCGGCAAUCAGUCGGUCGAAUCUAAACCAGCUAGUGGAUCUGUUAACCGAUCGCUUUCUGGUGGGGUACUAUGUACUGUGCAAACUGUGGUGUGAGCACCAAACAAAAACUCCACUGUACUCGUACCGCUUCGCAUACGAAGGUUCACUAAACAAAGGCAAGGAGUUGUUGAAGUUUCAACACUUACCGGGAGCUUGUCACAUCGAUGAAGUGUACUAUCUGUUCAGUUCACCCCUGUUGCGCACGGAGAUUCCACCAUCCGAUCCGGCCUAUCGCAUGCGUCAGCUAAUGGUACGUAUGUGGACUAACUUUGCGAAACAUUCCGACCCGACGCCAUCGUUCGAGGAGAUGAGUUUUCCUUGCCGCUGGAAACCGAUGCGAUCGGUCACGGGUAUUGACGGUGAGCCAACGAACUAUACGAUUCUAUCGAUAGGGAAGGACAUGAAAAUGACCACCCUUCCGGAGCUGAAGCGUAUGGCCACAUUUCUGGCAGUGGCUAAACGAUGCAACGGUACGAUCGAUAACUUUGUCAUACCGCGUAUUGACUCGCGCCCCGAGAGCAGCAACAGUUAA
This is a messenger RNA of Anopheles marshallii, 1794 nucleotides long. Its product is annotated as esterase B1-like. Lineage: Eukaryota; Metazoa; Arthropoda; Insecta; Diptera; Culicidae. The record is from RefSeq and is a predicted model, not a curated record. The transcript is spliced from 3 exons. Bases 1 to 1794 code for a protein of 597 amino acids.